This is a messenger RNA of Fusarium venenatum, 1158 nucleotides long. RefSeq names its product glycosyl transferase family 64 domain-containing protein. The record is from RefSeq and is a predicted model, not a curated record. NCBI's taxonomy places the organism in Eukaryota, Fungi, Ascomycota, Sordariomycetes, Hypocreales, Nectriaceae. Gene Ontology annotation, cellular component: membrane. Gene Ontology annotation, molecular function: glycosyltransferase activity.
AUGGCUGAGACAUGCAGCGACGAUGGUUCGUCAAGUUCAACGUCUCGGCUAAGUAGAGAGGAAGAGAUGAAACUCAUGCCCAUUGAGACAUUCUCCGACGCCUCAGCUUAUCAGAUCAACCAAAAUCAAAACCCCAAAAAGAAGUGGACAAUUCUGGUUAUUUCUACAUUGAGCUUCAUUCUCUUCCUCAUCUUUGCUUCCGUCUAUGGAUCCGACCAAGGACUCCAGAAAGAAGAGGUGAUCGAAGAGAUAGUUGAAGAGCCCCAAUUUGCUGAGAUCCGCAAUAUCUCGACGUAUCAAGAAGCAGAAAGAAGUUGCGGAAAACGGGAUGAGGUCGCCAACAUGACUAUCUGGAACGACGCUGUCAACAGAACCAGCGACCUAAUGGAGGAUAUGUUUACAAUUGCCAUUCAAACCUACAAGAGGCCUACGCAGCUGAAAAAGACUAUUCAGCAUCUUAUCGAAAACAAAGUACCAUCGCUGUACGAGAUUGUCGUCGUUUGGAAUGAAAUAAACGUUGAACCUCCGGCGGACUUCAUGAGUGAACACGGCGUUCUCGUUCGCUAUCGCAGAUCUGAAAAGAACAGCCUGAACCAGAAAUUCCUUCCUGAUCCCUACUACAGGACCCAAGGAAUUCUUCUCUCUGAUGAUGAUUGGAACUACAAGACGACGGGAGAUCUUGAGUACGUCUUCCAACAAUGGAGGCGCGCGGGCAUGCAUCGUUUGACAGGAGCUUUUGCGCGCUGUCGGGCCGUAAACAACGUCACCGAAACUCCCUUGUACAGCUUCGACUGCAAGGGUCAGGAGACUUACAGUAUGAUUUUGACAGGUCUGGCUUUCACACACAUCUCGUACUUAGAAUACUACCACUCGGAGGACGACAUCAUGACUACCAUUCGUGAUUUCGUGGACGAGAGUUUCAACUGCGAAGAUAUCGCCCUCAACUUCGUCACUAGUAUGUUGACGUGCGAAGGGCCACUUAUGGUUCUUGGAAGAAACAAGUUGGAUCACCAGGCUGCUCGCACGGGCAUUAGCACGAAACCUGGACAUAUUUUGAGAAGGAGUAAAUGCUUGAAGAAGUUCGUUGAUCUAUUUGGGUAUAUGCCACUCCAUGAUGUGGAAGGCUAUCUCAAGAGAGGUGUUUAUAUAAAUGGGUAA